AUGCGAAGGAGAUACUUGAACCAGAUCUACAAGGUUGCUGAAGACGAGCAAAUGAUGCGCCACAGAAUGGGUCCAGCGAACCAGAAACGGAGCUACACUGCUGGCGCUGGUUGGAUUCCAGCAGGUACUCAAGCUGCGGCAUCUACAAGUCAGAGUGACCGCCAAGAUAGCGAAGACGAAGAAGACUCGCCUGUCCUCAAUUCGUCCACGAUGGCGCGCACAGAGUCUCAUUCAGAGGAUUAUGCAAUGUCAUCCAAAUCCGAGGAGCAAGCAGAUAACUCCGAAUCAGCAUCCUCAUACUCCGGGGUCGAGCUCAUCAAGGAGGCCAAGGUCGAGCAGGUGCCGUUCAGUGGAUUCUUACCGGCAGACGAAGUCGCAGUGGCCGGCCCUAGUCAUGGUUCAGACUUGAAAUUCGACCCUGCAGAUGAGCCUAUGACGAUUCCGCUUGGGUCAGUGCCGCCCAGUGAGGACAUGGACUACUAUGAACCAUCAUGGGGUAGCAGCACAACGAUGGUUCAAAGACCACCAGAGGCAUAUCAGCAGCCUCAGUAUGCCGGUGCUCCCACUCCUUGGUAUGAAGGUGCGUCCAUGAGUCAUGCGCAAGGCCAAAUGCCUACUGUCAGCAAUCAACCUUGGAACGACUACCGUCAUGGAUUCGGGCCGUAUCAACCAGCGACACUCUCUGACAGAGUGAUGAAUGAAGCAGUACCUCAAAAUGCUGGGUUUGUGAACAUACACCAGAUGGCCAUGUCGGCGCCUUUUGUACAGCCGAUGGUGACAGCAGCCGAUGAAGGGCAGCAUGUUAUGUACCAAGGGCCCAGGAUGCAUUACGGCCAUGAUGCUUUCGAGCAGCACAGUCAACCUGGAUACAUGGGUACACAGCACCCAGAGAUGUACUCGAGAUGGUCCUGA
Messenger RNA from Aureobasidium melanogenum CBS 110374, 912 nucleotides. RefSeq lists its product as uncharacterized. The coding region runs from base 1 to 912 and encodes 303 amino acids. The record is from RefSeq and is a predicted model, not a curated record. The transcript has 2 exons. NCBI's taxonomy places the organism in Eukaryota, Fungi, Ascomycota, Dothideomycetes, Dothideales, Saccotheciaceae.